This is a messenger RNA of Effrenium voratum, 2021 nucleotides long. The record is from the annotation of a GenBank genome assembly. NCBI's taxonomy places the organism in Eukaryota, Dinophyceae, Suessiales, Symbiodiniaceae.
GCGCUGAUUCAUAGGGGCUGCGGCAUGGCAACACAAGCGACAUUACGAUGGUCCAGAAGUAGUCCAUGUUCAAGAAGUUGGUGGCCCGAGAUGUCAGCUUCACGUCUGGUGACUCCAAGGACCAGGUGUCAUUCAGCCUGAAAGAUGGUCACCUUGAGCUGCGAGUCAACGGCUUUGCGAAAGCCAUCUCAGUGCUGCGCAUCCAGCGCGCGUGCGCUAUGGUCUUGGACCAGGACACUUGGGCGACGACGGUGCCAACGCAGCUCUUCGAUCAGAUCGUGGAGAAAUUGAGACGCUUGGCCAGCGCUGCAAACGUGCCGAUCCUCGACGUCCAUGGUAAAGAGCUGAAGCCUCGCGCGCAGGCGUCCUCCAAGGCCACUGCGCUGCUUCAGCUGAGUCCCGAGCUUCGAGUGUCCUGGCUUGAGAGCCAGUCCUGCGAAGUUUGCGCUGGCUUUGGGGCAGGCUCCCUGGAAGCGGUGGCGCGGUGGGUCAAUGGCCAGGCCAGGCUGGUGCUGGCUGUGGAGGCGUCCCUGGAGAGUCAGCUGCUGGCGGCGCAGCCGUGCGCGGCGGCGCUGCUUCGCGUGCCCCACGGAGGCGCCGAGGCCUUUCUCCUCGCGGCCGUGCUGGCGCAGCUGCAGUGCCCUGUGGUGCUGGUCACAGCAGAAGACUGGGCAGGAUGCGACGAGAUUGCACGGGAGUUGUGCCACGUCCUGGCUGAGCUCGAAGCUGGCGAGGCCGCGCGUUGCUCAACGCAGGCGCAGCGUAUUUGGUCCACUGCUGGUGCUGCAGAGCGUGCUACGACUUUGCUGGAGGAUGCUUUAAGCGCAUACCGUGCCUCCCGCCCCUAUGUGCAUGGCUUGAUUGGUGCCGGGAUUUUGGAAGCCGACGUGCGGGAGGCGUUGGAGGCAUCGGUGGACUUGCUGCAGUCUUCCGAGGUGCAAAGCCUGACCGUGAAGCCAAGACACGAUGGACGCCCACCCAAUCCAAGGGCGCUCCACUGCAUUGGACGUGCCAGCAGAGCACUUGGCAAGCUAGCGGAGGAUCGACUUGGGGAUCUUUGGUUUCAGCCCGAGGCAGACCCAGGACCCGACGCCUUCUGCGUGCUGGACUUGUCUGACUCAGAGAGCCUGGAGUUCCUCCGGCAACGGCAGCAGCAGGAGGUGCCAAGCAUCCAUGUAUUGGCUCUGCUGCCUGCUUCGUCGAUGCAUCGAGCUGCGUGGGACGUGGUGGCCGAGCCGCUGGCCGUGCUGGUCGGCGCGGGCGAGGAGCUGCUGCCGGACGUGGGGCUGGUGGUCGCGGUGUGCCUCGGGGACCCGGCAGGCGAUGCCGGAGACGUUCUCUCCUUGCUCGAGGUGCUGGCCACGGCACCUCUGGCGGCAGUGGCCUUCCAGUUGCAGCCGCGGCCGCAGAGCCACGUGAUGCUGCCAGCCCAGGAUGUCGGCGGGGCAUACCUGCUCCCUUCGGGCCAAGAGGUCUCCAGAGAGGAGGUGGAUGCUGCCUUCUCCUUCUGGCCGCGUUGCAGUGAGCCAAGGCUGCUUUCUGCCGAGAUGCUGCGGCCUGGGCUUCCAGCGAGUCUGGCAUGCGCAGGCGCCGCCUACGUGCCCUCCGCGCGCACCAAGCCUCGCGUGCCGAGCCGAUGGACUGAGAGUGAUGCAGCAAGUUGAGCCAGGUGUGGCACUUGCUCCUGCAUGUGCACGAAGAGGCCAAGCUCUUCCGCCGCGCGGCAGGGGACUUCCCCGGCCGCGCCAGUGCCGCGUUCCGCUGGCGAGGCGGCGCAGGCCCGAAGUGCGACCUGUGGUCUCUGGCUACGGCUCUGGAAGGCGAGACCUCCGAGGACAGAUCGGAGCAGGACGAGCAAAAGGACGACCAUGCAGCCUACAGCGAGGAAGAGUAUGAGGACGAAUCCGACGACUCUCAAUCCUCGCAGAGUGCUGAUGGAGAGGGAAAACGGCUGAACGCUCAUUCGCCAGGCAUGAACGCAGGUUGUCCUUUGAGUUAUUGGGUGAGGAAGAGAAAGGGUG